AAGAACAAAAAAAAAUACGUAAACAAACAAUUGAAGAUAUCAAAGAACAAAUCAAACCAAUAAAUAAAAUUGUUAUAGAUGCAUUUGUUAAUUCAGGAACUGCACCGCAUAUAAUCAAAGAACUUUACAACACGAUUCGUGAUAGUCAAAAGAAAUCGUUCAAGAGGUGUUUUACUUCUUGCAACAUCUAUAUUUAUGGUAACUCGAGAACUGGAAAGGAUUACUUGACACAAAUACUUUUUCCUGACGCAUAUCACAAAUCGCAAAAUGACAGAAUAUGGUUUCAAGGAUAUGACGAAAAUAAAGUUUUUGUAUUUGAUGAUUUUUAUAAUCAUAACAUGGAGUUUUUAACUUUAUUGACAUUAAUUGAUAACAAACCACACACCGUACAGAAAAAAGGAGGGCAUCUAAAUUUUUGUUCGUUUGUAAAUAUAUUCACGUCAAAUACAUCUUUGCGAAAUCAAUAUGUCUAUUUCGAAGAUAUACCAUAUUUUGGGAAUGAGACUGUUAAAAUAGAAAACAAAAGAAAAUAUUUUUCAAUUUAUAAUCGAUUUGACUAUAUCAUUGAGUACAAAAAGUUUAGAAAUGAUGAUGCACGUCCUUGUACUUUUGAGUAUCUUUGUUGUUCAGUACAGAGAAUUUUUCAAAAAGGCUCAUAUGAAGAUUUUGUCAAUCUUCGAUUUGAUAUUGAAUUCAAUUCAGAUGUUACUCUCGAACAAAUUGCUUAUAUAAUCAGGGAUCAUAAUUCAUUAGAAGAUGGUAAAGGAAUUCGAUAUUACAACCAUAAUUUUAACUCACAAGUUGAAAAAUUUAAAUUAAUAGACUAUAGAAUUGAAAAUAAUUUACAUGUUGAUACGAUCGUAUAUCCUGAAAAUAAACUUGAUUAUGUAAUUAAAAAUUUAAAUAAUGAUGAAAAAUACGAUUCAGAUGCAUCAAUAUCUUCAUUGUCUUCUAACGAUUCUGAAACAACAAGAC
Molecule: messenger RNA, 975 nt
Organism: Racocetra persica
Lineage: Eukaryota; Fungi; Glomeromycota; Glomeromycetes; Diversisporales; Gigasporaceae
Source: the annotation of a GenBank genome assembly